GGCGACAAGGUACCUGCCGAUAUCCGUAUCUGUGCUAUUAAGUCCACCACGCUCAGAGUAGACCAGUCUAUCCUGACAGGCGAGUCUGUGUCCGUCAUUAAGCACACCGACCCAGUGCCGGAUCCCCGUGCCGUCAAUCAGGACAAGAAAAACAUGUUGUUCUCAGGAACCAACAUUGCUGCAGGCAAAGCCGUAGGUGUGGUGGUGGCCACAGGCGUGAACACCGAGAUCGGUAAAAUCCGUGACGAGAUGGCCUCCACAGAGCAGGAGAGGACGCCCCUGCAGCAGAAGCUGGAUGAGUUUGGUGAGCAGCUCUCUAAGGUAAUCUCUCUCAUCUGCAUUGCCGUGUGGAUCAUCAACAUCGGCCACUUCAACGACCCCGUCCACGGCGGCUCCUGGAUCCGUGGAGCCAUUUACUACUUCAAGAUUGCCGUCGCUCUAGCUGUGGCUGCCAUCCCUGAAGGUCUUCCUGCUGUC
Sinocyclocheilus anshuiensis is the source of this 477-nucleotide messenger RNA. Its product is annotated as sarcoplasmic/endoplasmic reticulum calcium ATPase 2-like. Lineage: Eukaryota; Metazoa; Chordata; Actinopteri; Cypriniformes; Cyprinidae. The annotation marks the transcript as partial. The transcript is spliced from 3 exons. The record is from RefSeq and is a predicted model, not a curated record.